Molecule: messenger RNA, 1446 nt
Organism: Penicillium pulvis
Lineage: Eukaryota; Fungi; Ascomycota; Eurotiomycetes; Eurotiales; Aspergillaceae
Product: putative RNA 3'-terminal phosphate cyclase
Exons: 1
Coding region: 1-1446 (481 amino acids)
Biological process (GO): RNA processing
Cellular component (GO): nucleus
Molecular function (GO): RNA-3'-phosphate cyclase activity
Source: RefSeq, a predicted model, not a curated record
AUGGCAAGCUUCCAGAGCCCAGAGGCGGUCUCCAGUGGAGCCUCACCAAGGCCCCCACCAAGAUCGCCACGCCACAUUGAGCUCGAUGGGCGGACCCUCGAGGGAGGCGGACAAUUGGUUCGCAACGCAUUGGCUCUGUCAGCCCUAACAAGCCGCCCAGUGACGAUAGACCAUGUCCGCGGAAACAGAGGAGGGAAAACAGGCCUGAAGGCUUCCCAUGCAGCGGCGGUCAAACUGUUGGCCGAAAUCAGCCGCAGCAAAGUUACUGGUGGACAAGUGGGAUCAAAAUGCGUGACAUUCGAACCUGAAGCCCCAGCAAGUGAGGAGUCGGCCUUAUCGAAAACAGCUCAUCAAUCGUCUUUGGUUUCCUUGGUGGGUUUGUCUGUGCAGCCUGAAUAUACCAUCCGGCUACCGACACCGGGGUCGGUAUUCUUGAUCUUCCAAGCCUUGUAUCCCUAUCUUCUUCACGUUGGAUCACGGGCAAAGACGGAUUGUGUGAAAGUGACAAUCACGGGUGGAACAAAUGGUACCAGCUCGCCGUCUUACGACUAUGCUUCUCAAGUCAUGGCGCCCAAUUUUGCACGGCUUGGUCUUCCUCCUCUUUCCAUCGAUCUACAUAAGCGCGGAUGGACGGUCGGCCCCAUUGAGAUGGGGACCGUCACAUUCAAUAUUCACCCCCUGGGCUCAAUGGUGAAUGAGGAGGGUGCCCCCGACACUCGCUUCCCACGGAUUAAUAUAAUGGACCACGAGCGAGGAAAGAUUACGCAGAUCGAUCUCACCGUCCUUGCACCAGACAGCACUGUAUCAGGUGAAACAAAAGCAGUGCGGAAGUUCGUUGAGCAGCAGACUCGCCGACGUUUACGCGAGGCUCUACGGAUUAUGGAUUCAUCGAUUUUCGAUAUCCAAUCGAGUUCCGAUGAUGACUUCGACCGGGACGAAAUUGUGCCCAUAAAACUCCACACAUCGGAGCCCACCACGCACAUGAGUCGGGUUUACAUUCUUCUUGUGGCUCAUACAUCGACGGGGUUCCGAAUAGGAAGUGAUGCCUUAAUCGGUGGCCAAUGGGCUUCGGGCCCCCCAAAGAGGAAGCACAAGAGCAACAAGGAAGCACCCAGGCACCAUGCAAAAGGUAGCAACCCGUCUAAAGACAUAGCGAAUAUCACAAGUUACAUUGAUGCCGUACUUGAAGUCUUUAUCGAAGAAGUAUUCACCGAAGAGAUCUCUGACCAGCGUCGCGAUUUAUCCAGCGCUACGGAUACAAAGCCAUCGCUCCUGGAUUUGCACAUGAGAGAUCAAAUUGUGGUGUUUGAGGCUCUAGGUGAGGCUCACGGGGCUAGCAAUCAUGAGGCUAAAUCCCGGCAACGGGAAGGUGAGCAAUACUGGUCAUUGCAUACCAGGACUUCGCAGUGGGUGUGUCAGAAGAUGUUGGUAGAUUCGCCCGAGUAG